Molecule: messenger RNA, 1830 nt
Organism: Triticum turgidum subsp. durum (durum wheat)
Lineage: Eukaryota; Viridiplantae; Streptophyta; Magnoliopsida; Poales; Poaceae
Source: the annotation of a GenBank genome assembly
AUGGCCGGGGGCGGCGAGGGCGCGGCGGGCGGGACGGGGGAGAUGCGGUCGCUGGCGCUCACGCCCACCUGGUCCGUCGCCACCGUGCUCACCCUCCUCGUCGCCGCCUCGCUCAUCGUCGAGCGCUCCAUCCACCGCCUCAGCAACUGGUUGAAGAAGACUCACCGGAACCCACUCCACAAGGCAAUGGAGAAGAUGAAAGAAGAAAUGAUGUUGCUCGGCUUCAUAUCCCUGCUUUUAGCGGCGACGUCGAGGAUGAUCUCCGGUAUCUGCAUCGACUCCAAGUACUACAACAGCAGGUUCUCCCCGUGCACCAAAGAGGAGGUGGAGGAUUCAUUGAGCACCGAGCACAUGCUGACUCGCAAGCGCAACCACAUAAUCGAUGCCAUCCUGCAUCGUUCUCUCAGGAGGAACCUUAAGGCGCAGUCCCAUCAGGUGGAGAGUUGCCACGAGGGCUUCGAGUCGUUUGUUUCACAUGAGGGUCUGGAGCAGCUCCACCGCUUCAUAUUUGUCAUGGCGGUAACCCAUGUGACUUACAGUUGCUUGACGAUGUUGCUAGCUAUACUCAAGGUCCAUACAUGGAGAAAAUGGGAGGAUGAAGCAUUUAGAGAUAAUCACGAAUCUUUUUCCCAGAUUGCGUAUGCAUCAGCAACUAGAAGGCAACCACCAGCACUUACCAAAUCCUCUUCAUUCAGAUUUUGGAGUCAAAAUAAUGCGGUCAUGUGGGUGUUUUGCUUCCUCGCACAAUUUGGCCAAUCUGUUGUUCGAGCCGACUACCUUAUCCUUCGCAAGGGUUUCAUAAUGAACCACAAUCUUGCACCAACAUACGACUUCCACACUUAUAUGAUACGCUCCAUGGAAGAGGAGUUUGAGAAGAUUGUUGGAGUGAGUGGAGUGCUGUGGGGCUUCGUUGUUGCUUUCAUGCUAUUUAAUGUUGAUGGAUCUAACCUCUACUUUUGGAUAGCCAUCCUCCCUGUUGCUCUUGUUCUUCUAGUCGGUGCGAAACUGCAGCAUAUAAUAGCGAUUUUAACAUCAGAGGGUGCAAAGCUGACUGCAUUUGGACCAAGGAUAAAGCCACGCGAUGAUCUCUUUUGGUUCAAGAAACCAAAGUUUCUCCUGUGGUUGAUUCAUUUUGUUCUCUUCCAGAAUGCAUUCGAGCUGGCCUCUUUCUUCUGGUUCUGGUGGCAAUUUGGUUAUGAGUCAUGCUUCAUCAAAAACCACCUACUGGUUUACUGCCGCCUUGUAUUGGGGUUUGCCGGACAGUUCCUCUGCAGUUACAGUACGUUGCCCGUUUAUGCGCUUGUCACGCAGAUGGGAUCAAAGUACAAAGCCGCCCUGAUCCCCAACAGGAUCAGAGAAACCAUGCACGGGUGGGGCAAGGACACAAGGAAGAGGAGGAAGAAGCGGCGCGGCGACGAUUCCACCAUCCGCACAGAGACCAGCACCGUGUGCUCCCUCGACUACGAGGACGAAGACGACGACGGCCAUGGCCAUUCCGAUUAUGCCACGACACCCAGGUUGCCGCCAUACCUCAAGAUCGAGCUGCGUCCCAUGCAGGGCGGCGGUGCCACUCCGGGACAGGGCAUGCCAAGCCACCAUCUUCCGACGGGCGGCAGCAACUGGACCCCCGGCGGCAGCUCUCAGCACGCGCUGCUCCAGCGACAGGGCUCGGCCUCAGCCUCCGCGCCGUCGUCACCGCCACCGAGCAGCCAUGACCGUGGCGUCGUAAGGUCAGCGUCGAUGCCGGGGAUUGCUUCCGUGGCAACGAUAGCCUCGACGAUCGGCCUUAGUACCCCACCGCCUCGGCUCAACGAUGACGCCCAUGCAUAG